Molecule: messenger RNA, 1783 nt
Organism: Aspergillus saccharolyticus JOP 1030-1
Lineage: Eukaryota; Fungi; Ascomycota; Eurotiomycetes; Eurotiales; Aspergillaceae
Product: DUF803 domain membrane protein
Exons: 7
Coding region: 415-1671 (418 amino acids)
Biological process (GO): magnesium ion transport
Cellular component (GO): membrane
Molecular function (GO): magnesium ion transmembrane transporter activity
Source: RefSeq, a predicted model, not a curated record
CAAGCUCUCCUCGUCUCCGAUCGCAGGAGUUCUCGACCCUCGCAAAAGCCAUCGGUCGCAUCCCCAAGGCUGCAGUAAUCUUACCCGUGGCUUGGCUUACACUCCUUUCUGCCACUGCUUUUUGUCUUCAUUUUCUGCUACUUUGACUUUCAUUCUUUGCGCUUGGGUUGUGCUUCUCAACUCCGUCGGUCACUGUCGGCGCACUCUCCGAAUGCUUGGCUGAGGUAGUCAUCCACCGAACCCGACCCAGCAUCCACUUCUGCCUCCCCCAUUGUGCAUCCAUUCCUCCACCCAAUUCCAACUCGACAUUAUACAUCCGCCGACAACCUCACAAGAUCAAAAUCAGGCAUUGGCGUUCUUAUUCCGAGGGAGCAAGCAGCUCCUCAUCCGUCGUCAAUAUGAUCUCUGAUAAGUAUGUCCUACUCACUCUGGCCUGGUGGCCAUUGUCCAGCACAGUCUUCUGAUGUGCUGGUGCUUUGCAGAUAUGUUGGCCUUAUUCUGGCCAUUGUGUCAACAAUGGCAAUUGGUACAAGUUUCGUCAUCACGAAGAAGGGCUUAAUGCAGGCUUCGGAAAGACAUGGUUUUGAAGGAGAAGGCUUUUCAUAUUUGAAAAGUCCUAUAUGGUGGGGUGGAGUCAUUACUUUGGCAAUGGGUGAAAUUGCGAACUUUGCGGCCUAUGCUUUCGCGCCUGCCAUCCUGGUUACGCCUUUGGGUGCGCUGAGUGUCCUUAUCGGUGCUGUCCUCGGCUCUUAUUUUCUCAAGGAACGAUUAGGGGUUCUAGGUAAAUUGGGGUGCGCCAUGUGCCUGCUUGGCUCAGUUGUGAUUGUCCUCCAUGCGCCCCCAGACAAACCAGUUGAAAGAAUCGAUGAAAUCUUGAGCUAUGCGCUGCAACCAGGCUUCCUCAUCUACUGCCUCGCUGUCGCAAUUUUCUCCACCGUCAUGAUCUACCGAGUUGCGCCCGUUUACGGCAAGAAGAAUCCGUUGAUUUACAUCUCGAUCUGUUCCACCGUUGGUUCUGUUUCGGUCAUGUCGGUCAAGGCAUUCGGCAUUGCGGUGAAGCUGACACUUGGAGGAAACAACCAAUUCACUCAGGCAUCGACAUAUGUGUUCAUGAUUGUCACAGGCUUCUGUAUCUUGACACAAAUGAACUACUUCAACAAAGCACUUAAUCAGUUCUCCACGUCGAUUGUCAAUCCGCUAUAUUAUGUCACGUUUACGACCGCUACGCUAUGUGCUUCAUUCAUUCUAUUCAAGGGCUUUAACACUAGCGAUGCUGUGAACACUAUUUCGUUGCUUUGCGGCUUCCUAACUAUCUUUGCCGGUGUUUACCUGCUGAACCUUUCUCGACAUGAUCCAGACGGGCGGCAGAUGCUUAAUUACAAGCUUGACGAUGAAGGAGUUCCCACGGAUGGGAUUGCUGGCUUCCAAACGCGACGGUCUAUGCAAUCUCGCCGCAGUAACGAGCCGCAUCGUCGAAGUUCUUCGAGUUUCGCGUAUAUGAACGGGAAUGCAGAUCGCGAAGGACUGAUUCGCGCCUAUGAUGUCGAGAACCAGGCUUUCGGCUUAUCUGAGUUGAACGAAGAGAGCGACGGGGAGCCAGGCCCUACUUUUCCACGAAGCGAGGAGCUCAACCGUACCUCUCAGCGACCCGAUAAGCACGAAACGCUAUAGUAUGAUAUGAUGUUCGCAGUUGAUCAUUUCCUUUCCCUAUCGCUUUUGGCUGUCCUUGCUUCUCGCCUUCUAUUUAUGACCAAGACUAUUUUAGUCACGCUUAUAUCGCUUU